AUGUCAGUUCAAUGGGACUGCCUUUUCGUUAUGCGCCAGUAUGAGACUUGUGCUUGUAAAGGACCUUAUCAUUAUUAAUAACGAAUAAGUGAACGAUGCAUGAUAAGGGUUGUUCUUUAACUCUUGUAUUGACUGUAUGCUCAGCUGCUAUUGGGGGAACUCUUCAGUAUGGCUACAAUUUGGCCAUUGUCAAUGCACCCACUACCUAUAUCCAGAAGUUUAUUAAUGAGACGUGUGUAGAGAGGUGGGGCACAGCUCUGGACUCCAAUCAGGUGGUCCUUAUCUGGACCAUCAUAGUUUCUGCCUUUUCCCUUGGGGGACUGUUUGGAUCGCUGCUUGCUGGCCCAAUGGCUAUCCGAUUUGGACGCAGGCAAACUCUGUUGCUGAACAACUCUUUCCUUUUGGUCAGUGCACUCAUGGUGCUGAGCAGUCGCUCAGCCAGAUCCUUUGAGAUGAUCAUCGUUGCUCGUUUACUUGUAGGCGUUAAUGCAGGGGUGAGCAUGAAUGUCCAGCCUAUGUAUUUCGGAGAGAGUGCUCCAAAGGCCAUGAGAGGUGCUGUUGCCUUUUCCUCUGCUGUUUUCACAGCAGUGGGAAUCCUGUUGGGGCAGGUGACUAGUUUGACUGAACUGUUGGGGAGUGAGGCUUUCUGGCCAUAUCUUCUAGCCAGCAAUGCUCUUCCUGGUCUGCUCCAGCUGCUCACUCUGCCCUGGUUCCCAGAGAGCCCUCGUUACCUGCUCAUCGACAGAGGUGAUAGAGAGGCCUGCAGUCAUGCUCUUACCCGCCUGAGGGGCUGUAAUGUGUCUGAUGCUGAGAUGGAGGAAAUCCUGGAGGAGCAGAAAGCACUUGGUGAGGCUCGAGCCAAAUCACUGUGGGAACUACUGUCUGAUCGUAGUCUUCGGCGUCAGCUGAGCAUCAUCAUGGUAGCCAGCAGCUCCAUGAUGCUUUGUGGGAAUGACUCCAUCUACUUCUAUGCCUCAUAUAUAUUUCAGAAGGCAGGAGUACCCAUGGAUAAGAUCCAGUAUGUUACCAUUGGCACAGGUGCUUGUGAAUUCACUGCAGCUGUAGUGUGUAACUUGCUGAUUGAAAGACUGGGUCGCCGCUUGCUCCUUAUUGGUGGGUAUAUGCUCAUGGCUGGUUGGGCAGUGGUGUUCACUCUGUCUCUGGCUCUGCAAGGUAAAGUGACGGGAAUGCCCUACCUGAGCAUGGCAUGUGUCUUUGCUUACAUCCUGAGCUUUGGCAUGGGUCCUGCUGGGGUGACUGGGAUACUACCAACUGAGCUCUUCAACCAGAUGACUCGACCUGCAGCUUACAUGAUAGCUGGCUCCAUGAUGUGGCUCAGCCUCUUCCUGGUGGGAAUGGCCUUUCCUUUCAUAGUCAACAGUCUCGGCCAGUUUUGUUUCAUUCCUUUCUUUUGUGUGUGUGUGGUCUCGUCCAUUUUCAUCACUCUUGCCUUACCCGAGACAAAAGGAAAGAGUAUAGCUGAAAUCACUGCAGAGUUUGAGAAACACAACAAAAAGGUCUUCUCUAAUUCAACACAGGACCACUUACAGCUACAGGACUCUCAACACAGCCAGCUGAAUUGUGAUGAUUGAGAAGUUCAUAGAAAAUGAUUAUUCCAUGUGUUUUACAUUCUUAUUCUUGCUGGCUUUGCUUUGGGAAGACAUUACAUUUGUCUAACGAACACAAUUUUUAAAUAAUAUCUGAUUGAGUAAAUGUUCAGUAUUCAUACCUGUGCAUAAUUUAAUUUAUUGUUUGAUGGUAGCCCCAGUGUCAGUGUCUGAAAAAUGCUAAAUGGAGAACUUUAGGCAGCUUAAAGUUUGAUCAUUUCACUGCUGGCAGCUUGAGACAGUUUGUGAUGAUAAAUACUUAGCAGUGUCUGCCUGGGAACAAUACCUCAAAUGACACAGACACUGAUUUUAUUGACAAUCAAAUUGACAGAUUUUUAACACUAUUCAGAUUUAUUCUUUGAAAGUGCAUGACUGUACCAAUGACAAGCUAUGUAUGCUGUCUCUGUAUGUAUGUAUGUUAAUAUUUUAGUAGGCCCUAACUUAUGACUGUGUAUGCACUGAUUUAACAAAAACAAAUCGAACCAAAAAAUCAUUGUACGGGCCAAGCUAUUUAUGAUCUAAUUUAAGUGUAAUAUCUCAUUCUCAUUUCAUUAUCUCUAGCCGCUUUAUCCUUCUACAGGGUCGCAGGCAAGCUGGAGCCUAUCCCAGCUGACUACGGGCGAAAGGCGGGGUACACCCUGGACAAGUCGCCAGGUCAUCGCAGGGCUUAAGUGUAAUAUAUAAUAUAAUAUUUUGCUGCAGUGUAAUGCAAUUGAACUAUGUGUAGUGUGUUAUUUCAAACUCUGAGAUUCUCUUGCACAAUUCAAAUGCUGCUGUUUUAUUUAUAUAAUAUAUAUAUAAAUGGCACUCCAUACCUAAAUAAGCUGCCUCCUUUAUUCAGAUGAAUAAUAAUGCUGUGAAUAGACAUUUAAAAAAAAUCCUGGUAUUUGAUUGUACUUGAAAUGAAUUUGUCUUAAAUCAUGCUGAUGAAAACC
Molecule: messenger RNA, 2542 nt
Organism: Neoarius graeffei (lesser salmon catfish)
Lineage: Eukaryota; Metazoa; Chordata; Actinopteri; Siluriformes; Ariidae
Product: solute carrier family 2, facilitated glucose transporter member 11
Exons: 1
Coding region: 96-1592 (498 amino acids)
Biological process (GO): monosaccharide transmembrane transport
Cellular component (GO): membrane
Molecular function (GO): hexose transmembrane transporter activity
Source: RefSeq, a predicted model, not a curated record